CUUUUUUGGAUAUUUAUUCACUUUGUAAGCACCUCGCUUCAGAUGAGAAUAUUGAAUAGUCUACAGAGAUAAGGAUAAGUCCUUUUGCCUCUGGACCCGUGGACAUAACCAAUCCGUCCAAAUUGGGAAAAAUGAAUUAGGGCUUCAUAUGGAUGCAAACAAUGCAAACAAUGCAUGUAGUUUUCUUUAUCUCAGCUUCAGAAAAAUAUACUCGAUUGCAUAUUUUUGAGUAGCCCAACCCUUGCUCCGUGGGAAAUCCUCUCAUAGUUGUCAAUCGCAAAUGUCCUCAGCAGCUAUCUCUCCCAAAGCACGACGGAUUAUCCUCACAGCCGGCGUCACAAUAUGCACAAUUACGGGCUCGUUAUACGGAGCACGCUUGAGAAUGGAUCAGGAUGCAAAGAAGGAAGCUGAGAAACAACGAUCCGCCACUCCGGCGGAGAAAAUUCAAGCUCUCGAAGCAACCCGGGAGGAACUCGUUAAGCGUCGAGCGUCGCUGGAAAAGCAGAUAGGGGAGCUGCGGGCCAGACAGGAGAGCAGGCGCAGGAAUGAGAGCAUUGGUAACAGUGGGCGGGAGCGGUGAAAUAGAGCAUAAGAGUUACGUCGGAUAACGAUCGCAAUCGCAAAUGAACGAGUCAAUUUACAUAGGGGACAGACUUAAACAAAGCCUUAAUUGCUGGGACUACCGACAUGUUUCCGCAUGCGACUUACGCCACCCCUAGAGUCUCACGGCCUCCUCUCACCCUUCGAACUCAACCGGUACUUGUUGACGCUCGCCGAGAUUCUGCGGAUUCAAAUAACAUUCGUUUGUUAUGUCUUCCAGAAUGGAAUGAUAUUUUGUUGCUACAUCCGCUGGUACAUGCUACUCGCGGAUAAGCAUUUCAUUUUAUGGGGGGAGGCUAGUGACGACCAGACGUCAAAGGGAGAGAGAAAUACUCCCGAGCUGUGCUCCCUGUCACCGCGGAUCAAUGGUCGAGAUUAUAUGCCACGGGAUGGGAUCUCUGAAUUUUGGCUGUCCCCAACCAAAACCAUACCCAGAAAAGGAGGGCAAAAGGAAAGGUGGUUGUUGUGUAUAUGCCUUUCAUGCUGGGGAGCUGCGGAUGGAAAUGAUCGGGUUGGAGGAGCUCCAGUUCUGUUAGCCUGGGAAAUGAGUGAGAUUUCAAGAAUAGCUUCGGCUGAGUCCUAUGCAGCCACAUACAAUGAAUACAAACGUGUUUUGGAUACAUA
Molecule: messenger RNA, 1224 nt
Organism: Blastomyces dermatitidis ER-3
Lineage: Eukaryota; Fungi; Ascomycota; Eurotiomycetes; Onygenales; Ajellomycetaceae
Exons: 3
Coding region: 281-580 (99 amino acids)
Source: RefSeq, a predicted model, not a curated record